Postia placenta MAD-698-R-SB12 is the source of this 2636-nucleotide messenger RNA. RefSeq lists its product as hypothetical. Bases 11 to 2215 code for a protein of 734 amino acids. Gene Ontology annotation, biological process: transmembrane transport. The transcript has 13 exons. Gene Ontology annotation, molecular function: oligopeptide transmembrane transporter activity. Lineage: Eukaryota; Fungi; Basidiomycota; Agaricomycetes; Polyporales; Adustoporiaceae. The record is from RefSeq and is a predicted model, not a curated record.
CUUUUCAAGCAUGGUGGAGCUCGAAACACCAGAAGGCUCUGUGAAAAUGGAGUAUGACUUUGAUGAUUUAGCGGAGGAAGAGGACAGCCCCUUUCCGGAGGUUCGCGCGUCGGUGUCGAAUAUUGACGACCCCGAGAUGCCUGCGCUGACCCUGCGGAUGUGGGUUUUGGGCUUGCUGCUCACUUUCGUCUCAGCCGCGGCGAACAUGUUCUUCUACAUGCGCCAACCCGCGCCGACGAUCAGCACAACGUUGAUUGUCCUCGCAUGUCAUCCCCUCGGCAAGUUUUUGGCAUACUGGCUUCCAAUACGCACAUACCGCCUUCCGCGCUGGCUAGGCGGAUACGAGUUCUCCCUGAACCCUGGCCCGUGGAACAUAAAGGAGCACGCUCUUGUGUACAUGAUGGCGAAUGUUGCGACGACUCCGCCAUACGCUAUACAAGCGACCAUCGCGAUCGACGUUAACUAUGGGCUGAAGCUCGGCUAUUGGUUCAAUGCAGUCCUCAUUCUCGCGACGCAAUUGACGGGCUUUGGGCUCGCGGGUCUGUGCAAACGACUCUUGGUCUGGCCGGCGAGCAUGAUUUGGCCGCAAAACCUGAUUGUGUGCACGUUGCUCAACACACUGCACGCGGAGGAGGAUGAGCCCCGUGGGGGUAUCUCUAGGUUCAGAUACCUCAUCUACGUGGGCGUCGCGGCAUUCUUUUGGUAUCUAUUGCCAGGAUACCUCUUUACGGCGUUGUCGGUCUUCUCUUGGGUAUGCUGGAUUGCACCGAAUAAUAUACCCGUCAAUCAGAUCUUUGGUAUGGAGUCAGGACUGGGACUGAGCUUCCUGACCUUCGAUUGGACGCAAAUCAGUUGGAUCUCAGGCCCGCUCAUGGUGCCAUGGUGGGCACAGGUCCAGGUAUUUGCUGGUUUCGUUAUUUUCUUCUGGAUCAUCACCCCAGCCCUGUACUACUCGAAUGUCUGGGAUCUGGCGUACUUUCCCAUGCUCUCGGACGACCUGUACGAUCGCUUUGGGAACGCAUACAACGUUAGCAAGGUGCUUGACAGCAAGGGCGACUUUGAUCUGAACGCAUAUAACAACUACUCCCCGCUAUACCUGCCUGCAUCGUGGGCGAUGACUUACCUCAUGGCUUUCGCACUCACUUCGUGUGUCCUGGUGCAUACGGCCCUCUUCCACUGGCGCACGAUUGUGGGCAGCGUGCAUCGGAUGAAAGUCGAGAAGGACGACAUCCAUGCGAAACUGAUGGCGGCGUACCCCGAAGUGCCGCUGUGGUGGUACUCGGUGAUGUUUGUGGGCUUUUUUGCGCUUGCGAUCGUCGCCGUCGAGGUCUGGAAAACAGGCGCUCCCGUCUGGUUCCUCCUCAUUGCUCUACUGAUCCCAAUGAUAUACAUCCUUCCGUCUGGAUAUAUCUUCGCGGUCACUAGCCAAGUGGUGUCCAUCAAUAUAAUCGUCGAGAUACUUCCGGGAACCAUUUUGCCUGGACAGCCGAUCCCCAACAUGAUCUUCAAGUCAUAUUCUUUACAAACGCUGGCGGAGGGAUUGCGCUUCAUUCAAGACCAGAAGCUCGGACAUUAUAUCAAGGUGCCGCCGCGGGCCACAUUCCUUGUACAAUUCACUUCGACUCUCGUGGUGGCGUUCAUCCAAGUUGGCAUGCAGCAGUGGCUGUUCAACGCCGUGCCAGACAUCUGCUCGCCUACUCAGAAGUACAAUCUGACAUGUCCUCACAACGAGGUCUUCUACCAGGCGUCGGUAUUAUGGGGGGUCAUCGGGCCCAGUCGCCAGCUCGGCCGCGGGUCCAUGUACUAUCCGGAGGUCUACGCGCUACUCUUCGGUGCAUUCCUCCCAAUUCCAUUAUGGAUUUGGCAGCGGCGCUACCCUACCUCGUGGAUACGUUACAUCAACACACCUCUUGUCCUGACGAGCAUCUCGUCCAUCCCGCCAGCCACGGGUAUUAACUACUCAUCGUGGUUCCUGAUGGGAUUCAUUUUCCAGUAUGUCAUUCGGCGGCGAAGUUUCGCGUGGUGGAGCAAAUUCAAUUAUGUGACGAGCGCAGCGCUGGAUAGCGGAACUGUUAUCUCAUUGCUUGUCAUAUUUUUUACCCUGGAGUUCCCCAAGGGUGGUAUUAGUGUCAAUUGGUGGGGUAAUAACGUCUGGCAAAACACUGCCGACAACCGCCAUACGCCAUUGCACCAGGCACCACCUACUGGUCUUUGAUUCGGAUCUUACAUCAACAUCUACCCUUCUGCAUCCGUGCGUCGUUAACAGAGGGUGCGGAAAAUACCCUCAGCGUCCUUCUCUUCCUAUUCGCCGCACGCAUCUACGAUCCUUCCAUUCGCAUCCGGUUGUUCACUUACUGCAUUGACCCCCUCCAUUUGUUGUCAUGGAUCAGCAUACAUCUCCAUAUCGUUCUCGUUUUCUCGUGUACCAGCUAGGUCAAGUUGUUCAGAUAUCUCAGGCUUCGGUUGCCUGCCGAUAGUCGUCGCGUUCUUCAUCUGCGCAGUGUUCAUAGAUUAGCGUAGCUUUUUUCGUAUGGUACAUAUUACGGUAUAGCGUCUUGCGGAGAAGUAAUCCUUCUGAAAUCACAGUGUUGUGCAUGAUAGGAUUAAAUAAAGAGGAACUCACUGGUGGCACUAGC